CCACAGGCCAGACGCGGGAAGCGAGGGGCGGCCACGGACGGGCGGCGCGGCGGACAGGUUCCGGCCUCCUGCUUCCCGCUGCGUUGGGGCCGUCCUAGAGCGCCAGUGCUGUCGCCCCUCCCGGGUUGGGCUCCGUAAACGCCGCCUCCCCGAGCGCAGGGACCAGGCCGAGUGGCCUGCGCGCGUCCCGCACCGCUGUUCCCGAGGCCCGGCGCCCCGGCUUGGGUUCCACGGCCGACUCCCGCCUACGACAGGCCCGCCUCGGUUUUCUCUUUUCUUUCCCCGGCCAAAAUAAGUUCUUCUCCCCCACAGUUGUGUCCAGUGACUUCAGAGCUCCAGAAAGCUUCUGAUGAGCCUAUCCCAACAUUUAGAAAUGGGGCUCUGGAAACUGGGAGUCCUGGAGAGUCACCCUUAGGGCUCCCGGUCGCCAGCUUCUGCGUUCCUUCGUCUUCUCCAAAACUGAGGAGCCCCUUCCUGUCUCCUCAAACUCACCACCGCCCGAGGUGCCAUGCCACCCAAGCCGUGGGUUGAGUGGAGCACGGCCCUGUCUCACCUGGCACUGGGAGCGGUGUCCCUGCGUGCAGCCUUGAGCACUGCCCCGUGUACUAACGGUCACUUGAUGUGCGCUGGCUGUUUUAUCCACCUACUAGCAGAUGCCCGGCUGAAGGAGGAGCAGGCCACGUGCCCCAACUGUCGUUGUGAGAUCAGUAAGAGCCUCUGCUGCCGCAACCUGGCUGUGGAGAAAGCUGUGAGCGAGCUGCCCUCUGAGUGUGGCUUCUGCCUGCGCCAGUUCCCCCGCUCCCUCCUGGAGAGGCACCAGAAGGAGGAAUGCCAAGACAGGGUGACCCAGUGCAAGUACAAGCGUAUUGGCUGCCCGUGGCACGGCCCCUUCCAUGAGCUGACUGUGCACGAGGCCGCCUGUGCCCACCCCACCAAGACGGGCAACGAGCUGAUGGAGAUCCUGGACGAGAUGGACCAGAGCCACCGUAAGGAGAUGCAGCUCUACAACAGCAUCUUCAGCCUGCUGAGCUUCGAGAAGAUCGGCUACACAGAGGUCCAGUUCCGGCCAUACCGCACGGACGACUUCAUCACGCGCCUGUACUACGAGACGCCACGGUUCACGGUGCUGAACCAGACGUGGGUCCUGAAGGCGCGUGUGAACGACUCGGAGCGCAACCCCAACCUGUCGUGCAAGCGCACGCUGUCCUUCCAGCUGCUGCUCAAGAGCAAGGUCACGGCUCCCCUGGAGUGCUCCUUCCUGCUGCUCAAGGGCCCCUACGAUGACGUGAAGAUCAGCCCCAUCAUCUACCACUUCGUCUUCACCAACGAAAGCAACGAGACGGACUACGUGCCACUGCCCAUCGUGGACUCCGUGGAGUGCAACAAGCUGCUGGCCGCCAAGAACAUCAACCUGCGGCUCUUCCUGUUCCAGAUCCAGAAGUAGGCGCCCGCGGCGCUGCCCACACCUGUCCAGCCGUGGCUUCGCAGUGCUGUCUGACCAUUUCAGCGGAGGAGGAGGAGGAACAGAUGUGAACACUGGGGAAGUCUGCAUGCGUGUGCGAAAGUGUGAGCGCUCACCACCUCGCCCUCCGCCCCGUCCAGGGCGCCGGAGCUGGUCCAGGGACACCGCGAGGCACGCACAGCAGACCCGCCAGUCCCCGUCCCUCGGCGGGGCGCCCCGCCUGCCCUGGGCCACACACAGCUCCUGGGCCAGGCUCACAGGGCGCUGGCUUCAGACAGCAUAUUUGAUUGCAAUUAAAAAGGCACCCUUGUUUCCUACUUUCUGUUUUGUUCAAGGGUAAGGCGUGGCUGUGAUUGGACAUCUUGGGGGCUUUGGUUUGGCCUGGGCGUCAGAGCCUGCCCGCCCUUCACUGUGCCCCCUGGGAGACACUCGGAGAGGCUGCCCCUCUACCAUGGGCCCUGGCAGGGGAACGGGCAGGGUCAGGGGUUUCACAGUGUCCUCAGUGCACCUCCCAGCCACUCUAGGGAGGCAGGACUUGGCCACCUGGGCUCAGCAGACGUUUCGGAAUGCAGGGUGAAAUUCUGUCUCUUCCCAGGAAAUAAAUGAAACUCUUU
Pteronotus mesoamericanus is the source of this 2076-nucleotide messenger RNA. Its product is annotated as zinc finger TRAF-type-containing protein 1. The transcript has 4 exons. The record is from RefSeq and is a predicted model, not a curated record. Gene Ontology annotation, molecular function: zinc ion binding. Gene Ontology annotation, cellular component: nucleus. Bases 509 to 1444 code for a protein of 311 amino acids. NCBI's taxonomy places the organism in Eukaryota, Metazoa, Chordata, Mammalia, Chiroptera, Mormoopidae.